GUCGAAAAUGGACUCGGAUUUGUCACCCUGCUACAUCAUGCCCCUUGGAUUGUUACUCGACCUUGAAACACUCGCAGCAGGCUACUGGAGUAAGGUAUCUCUUCGAACGUCCCUUUUAGGUAAUUCGAGUCUUGGGCGCUCUUUUCUCCUCCAUCUUUCUUUCACGGCGGCCGAAGACGAGUUGAAUAAUGCCCAAGGAACCGGAGAAAAAGCCUCGACGGAAACCAGGUCGUGUUCCGUGCGAGAAAUGCGUUAGUCGGGGCUGUGGUUCAAUAUGUCCGGACGGGUCUUUGACCAGCGGCAAAGGAAACCGAAUGCUACUCAAGAUAUUACAGUCGACCGUGUCCUCAGAACCUCACCCCCUCCUACGCACCGACUUGCUACAACUAAAGUCUCCGCAGUCUACACUGCCUACACAAAAUGGGUCGGCCGGCCCGUCGACUACGAAUGGACCCACUCCUACUUCCGCCAAUCCUCAAUCCAUUCCUUGGGAUUCCCUACAGAGCCUCAGCAAGUCAGAGGCGACGAUGAAAAUUUCAUCGAUGCGUUUGGUAAGCACGUUGACUAUUGGGGGUCAUGGUGAAUCCAGUUUUCUAGGGAAGACAGCUCGUUCCGAGGCACUCUCAAAGCCCCAAUCCACGUCAACACUCGUACUUCCUCGCGUAUCAAAACGAAUUAUAGAAUCCAAUUGUGCCGACCCUUUAGACGAAAGCCUCGGGCAUGAAAUUUUCAGUCUCCUACCCCCGCUUUCUGAGGCAGUGCGUUUAUGCGAAGUCUACCUUGAGCAUGGAAAAUACCUAUAUUCUACUGUGGACCGUACAGAGCUGUUUGAUGAAGUUCUGUCAUGCAUAUAUAGAGCCGAGUGCGUCUCUUGUCAUCAUACACUCUACUUUCUAUUUUCCGUAUUCGCCUUAGCCGUGUUGUUCGACCAAGAACGGCCCGCAUACUCUGUAGAAGCUCAGGAAUAUUACUAUUUAGCCCGGGCGGCCAUAGGACUAUCCUCUAUUAACAACCACCAAACUCUCCGAGCUAUUCAGGGCAUGAUUCACCUGACCGAAUACGAGACUUACAGCGACUGGGAAGCCUUGGGGACAAAUUCUGAGUGGAUAACUAUGGGAUGCGCUGUGCAAUUGGGUCAAAGUCUAACGUUAAGGUUGCAGAUCUUAACAGCUCCCGCUGGCAGCUUGGGGAAACUACCAGUCAGCGUCGAAGUCCGCAUUUUCUGGCAACUGUUUGCAUGCGAUACAUGGACGAGUUUUUUAUUUGGUCGACCUCCGUCGAUGUCGGCCCAGUAUAUCGAUUGUGCACUCCCAAAAGAUACCGAGGAGAUUAUCAAUGCGGACGGGGAACGGGAGACGGGAUUUCAUUCGUGGAUGUGGCAAUACGCAACCCUCAUGCACUCUGUGAUGGGGGCCGCGUUUGGAGUCAAAGUCCCCGCAUACGCCGUCAUCCUGGACUUGGACCGGAAAAUCCGAGACUUCCCUGUCCCGUUGCGAUUCAGGCCAUGUACGAAUUAUGGGAGCAAGGUCUUGAGGCCGGAACAUUAUAUGCAGCGGUGGAUGGUCUUGAUGUCGAAAGAAUCAGUACUGCUGAAUCUUCAUCGAACCAGCCGGACUGAUCUAGCGCGUCAUCGAUAUCUUCCCUCUGUGAUGGCGACGUAUCGGUCGGCCUGGAGGAUCAUGCAGUCUCUAAAAAUGUUGAGGACCUACGCGCCUCUUUUAUCAAACAGAGUUAAUCUGGCAUGGUCUCAUGCGUUAUCUGCCGCCAUUGUGAUGUGUAUCCUUGUAACACGAGCGCCCAACUCCACGAUGACAAAACCGUCCCUCCAGGAACUUGACCUCGUUGCUCAACUCUUUGAGGAAGCCGCUCCGAACUGUCGCGCGGCGGCCAACACACUGGUGCGACUCUACUUUUUAGAAAUGCGCUUCCUGCUCAGUUGUUGUAGGACACGAUCCAAAUGCUGCGGAAACAAAGCUCACGAGGCAGCGAUCUAUCCUCCAGACGAGCUAGAUCGCCUGGGAGGUAAGACGCACCUGAUCUCUUCGAUUCGAUUCCGAUACGCCCACCGUUGCAUAUACCCCAUCGCCUCGGCAACCCUCCCCGCCAUCGUCCCUGAGGUGUUGUCAACGGAGGUGCCAUUUUCAGGAGGGGAUGGGUUUGGGUUUUUCGCGCAACAGUCACCUUCUCUGGGCGAGUUUGGUGGUGUGCCUCCUACACAGCCGCCGCAACCGGCACCAUAUCAUUCUGCGUUCGGGUUCGCAGCUGCUGCUGCUCCCAUGCUGGAUGCGACAUGGCAGAGCUUUUGUUGAGCAGCUGGGCUUUUAAUUCGGCUGAUUACUUUUACUGUACUGGUUCAGGACUUGCGGAACGUUAUCAUGACCACGAAUAUUAGUACUCUUAUAUAUCUCCAGAAUAUUUUAUU
Molecule: messenger RNA, 2422 nt
Organism: Desarmillaria tabescens
Lineage: Eukaryota; Fungi; Basidiomycota; Agaricomycetes; Agaricales; Physalacriaceae
Exons: 18
Coding region: 189-2309 (706 amino acids)
Biological process (GO): DNA-templated transcription
Molecular function (GO): DNA binding; zinc ion binding
Source: RefSeq, a predicted model, not a curated record